This is a messenger RNA of Mesitornis unicolor (brown roatelo), 2861 nucleotides long. RefSeq names its product integrator complex subunit 7 (gene INTS7). NCBI's taxonomy places the organism in Eukaryota, Metazoa, Chordata, Aves, Mesitornithiformes, Mesitornithidae. Gene Ontology annotation, cellular component: integrator complex. The annotation marks the transcript as partial. Gene Ontology annotation, biological process: snRNA 3'-end processing. The record is from RefSeq and is a predicted model, not a curated record. The transcript is spliced from 20 exons.
GGCGAGCAGGAGCUGGACGCCAACUCCGCCCUUAUGGAGUUGGACAAAGGCCUCAGGUCUGGCAAACUCGGGGAGCAGUGUGAAGCCGUCGUUCGUUUUCCAAGGCUCUUCCAGAAAUAUCCUUUCCCUAUUCUUAUUAAUUCAGCUUUUCUAAAGCUAGCUGAUGUCUUCAGAGUGGGAAACAACUUCCUUAGGCUGUGUGUGCUGAAAGUUACUCAGCAGAGUGAGAAGCACUUGGAGAAGAUCUUAAAUGUCGAUGAGUUUGUGAAAAGAGUUUUCUCAGUAAUUCAUAGCAAUGAUCCAGUUGCUCGAGCUAUUACACUUCGGAUGUUGGGCAGCAUGGCAUCUAUUAUUCCAGAAAGGAAGAAUGCACAUCACAGUAUUCGUCAGAGUUUGGAUUCCCAUGAUAAUGUGGAAGUUGAAGCUGCUAUAUUUGCUGCUGCCAAUUUUUCUGCACAAUCAAAGGAUUUUGCUGCAGGAAUAUGUAAUAAGAUCAGUGAGAUGAUUCAAGGUUUAGCCACACCUGUGGACUUGAAGUUGAAGUUAAUCCCUAUUCUACAGCACAUGCAUCACGAUGCGAGCCUGGCCUCCAGCUCCCGGCAGCUGCUUCAGCAGUUGGUGACAUCGUAUCCCUCUACCAAGAUGGUCAUUGUUACUCUGCACACCUUUACUCUGCUGGCUGCUUCUUCUUUGGUUGACAUUCCUAAACAGAUCCAGCUUUUGUUGCAGUACUUGAAGAAUGACCCCAGGAAGGCUGUGAAGAGGCUUGCAAUCCAAGACUUAAAGUUGUUGGCCAACAAGACACCGCAUACAUGGAGCAGAGAAAAUAUUCAGGCACUCUGUGAAUCUGCUCUUCACACUCCUUACGACAGCUUGAAACUGGGCAUGCUAUCUGUUCUUUCUGUGUUAUCAGGGACCAUUGCCAUUAAACAGUACUUCAGCACUGCUCCAGGAACAGCAGCUACAACUGUGAGAUCAUUUGAUUUAGUAAAGCUAGCACAGGAGUGCUGUUACCAUAAUAACCGUGGCAUUGCAGCUCAUAGUGUGAAAAUUCUGACUAACAUAUCAGCCUCUUGUCAGGAAAAAGAUCUUCUACCUUUGGAGCAAGAUGCAGUUUUUGGCUCAGAAUCUCUUCUUAUUCUUUGUAGUCAAGAUGACAGUCCAGGAGCUCAGGCAACCUUAAAGAUCACAUUAACUUGUAUGGUGAAGCUCGUCAAGUGCCGUCCUCACCUGAGCCAGUCAGUAGUUGAAUCCCUGCUGACGCAGUUGCACAGUGCCCAGGAUGCUGCUAGGAUUCUGAUGUGCCACUGUUUAGCAGCUAUUGCCAUGCAGUUGCCUGUCUUAGCAGAUGGGAUGCUAGGAGACCUAAUGGACCUCUAUAAAUUAAUUGGACGAUCUGCCACAGAUAAAAAACAGGAACUCUUGGUUUCUCUUGCCACAGUGAUAUUUGUUUCCAGUCAGAAAGCUUUAUCUUCAGAAAUCAAAACUGUUAUCAAACAGCAGCUUGAGAAUGCCUCCAAUGGAUGGACAGCCUACAGGAUAGCCAGGCAGGCUUCCAGAAUGGGCAACCAUGACAUGGCCAGAGAGCUGUAUCAAAGCCUGCUGACUCAGGUGGCCUCAGAGCACUUCUACUUCUGGCUGAACAGCUUGAAGGAGUUCUCCCAUGCAGAGCAGUGUCUGACAGGUUUGCAGGAGGACAACUACAGCUCAGCGCUUUCUUGCAUUGCUGAAGCUUUAAAAUCCUACCACAAAGGAAUAGCGUCACUGACGGCUGCUAGCACUCCACUUAAUCCUCUGAGCUUUCAGUGUGGAUUUGUGAAACUCAGAAUUGACCUUCUGCAAGCUUUUUCUCAACUUAUUUGUACCUGCAACAGCCUAAAAACAAGUCCACCACCAGCUAUUGCCACAACAAUUGCUAUGACAUCAGGAAACGAUCUCCAAAGGUGUGGGCGCAUCUCUAACCAGAUGAAACACUCAAUGGAGGAAUUCCGAAACCUGGCUACACGGUAUGGAGAUCUGUAUCAGUCAUCUUUUGAUGCAGACUCAGCAACUCUAAGGAAUGUAGAACUACAACAGCAGAGCUGCCUGUUGAUUUCCCAUUCAAUAGAAGCUCUGAUUUUGGAUCCAGAAUCUGCAAGUUUCCAGGAAUAUAGCUCAAAUGGAACAGCACAUGUUGAAAGUGAAUAUGAAAGAAGAAUGAUGUCUGUAUUUAAUCAUGUACUGGAAGAAGUGGAAUCCCUCAACAGGAAGUAUGCUCCUGUGUCUUACUUGCAUACGGCUUGUCUGUGCAAUGCUGUCAUUGCAUUGUUGAAGGUGCCCCUUUCAUUUCAAAGGUACUUUUUUCAAAAGCUGCAGUCUACAAGUAUUAAGCUGGCUCUGUCCCCAUCUCCAAGGAAUCCAGCAGAACCUAUUGCAGUACAGAACAAUCAGCAAUUGGCUCUGAAGGUGGAAGGAGUGGUUCAGCAUGGAUCUAAACCAGGCCUUUUCCGUAAAAUUCAGUCAGUCUGUCUAAAUGUCUCUUCAGUGCUGCAGAGCAAAUCUGGACAAGACUAUAAGAUUCCUAUUGACAACAUGACCAAUGAAAUGGAGCAGAGGGUGGAACCACACAACGACUACUUCAGCACUCAGUUUCUGUUAAACUUUGUGAUACUUGGCACCCACAACAUCACAGUAGAGUCCUCUGUAAUAGAUUCAAAUGGUAUUGUCUGGAAAACUGGGCCUAAAACAACUAUUUUUGUUAAAUCUCUGGAGGAUCCGUACUCCCAGCAGGUUCGUCUUCAACAACAGCAAGGACAGCCUCCAUCACAGCAGCAACAGCAAAGAACAGCGUACUCACGGUUUUAAUUCCCAGAAGUUACUCU